Molecule: messenger RNA, 677 nt
Organism: Prorocentrum cordatum
Lineage: Eukaryota; Dinophyceae; Prorocentrales; Prorocentraceae
Source: the annotation of a GenBank genome assembly
CUGGGGACGAGCGCGUGCUGCGGGACGCUUACUCUGCGCUGGGGAGGCUGGGCGCGUUCCCAUCGCGGACGGCGCUGCAGGAUGCAGAGCGGCUCUGGAGCGAGAGUUUGACGAGAUGGGAGCGGAGGGGGCGAUCGGCGCCGCCCGACGAGGUCGCCGCCAUCCUCCGCUUCCGCGCCGCGGUGCGGCGCCGCGCUGGCGACCCAGAGGCCCUCACAGGCGUCAUCCGGCGGUCUGUGGGCCUGCAGAGCGAGGACGUGGCGCUGCUGCAGCGAGUGGCCAUCGCCGCGAUCGAUGCGAGGGCCGCGCUGGCCGCGCUGUGGUGGAGCCGAGGCGACGCCGAGAGGGCGGAGACGUACUGGCUGAGCACGUGCGAUCGACUGGACAAGCUGGUGGAUGAUACCACCGACAAGAUGCAGCUUGCGCUGGGCUUCCCGAACAGCGAGACGUACCGGUGUUCCCGGUACGAGUCAGACGACGCCUGGCUGCGCUCGGCGGAGCGGGGCUGGCCGGAGCCGGCCAUUGGCUGGCUGCGAGAUUUCCUGCGCAACAGACCGACAACGCCCCCCCGUGCCUCGUGGCAGAACGACGUGGCCGUCGGCAGGAGGCCGGGCGACGACGCUGCACCGGCAGAGCUCUACGCCCUCUACGCCAAGUUCGGCAUUUCCGAGAGGUGA